Messenger RNA from Motacilla alba alba, 12365 nucleotides. It is a transcript of the gene NCOA7, whose product is annotated as nuclear receptor coactivator 7. The coding region runs from base 8084 to 10957 and encodes 957 amino acids. Lineage: Eukaryota; Metazoa; Chordata; Aves; Passeriformes; Motacillidae. The record is from RefSeq and is a predicted model, not a curated record. The transcript is spliced from 16 exons. Gene Ontology annotation, biological process: response to oxidative stress; regulation of transcription by RNA polymerase II. Gene Ontology annotation, cellular component: nucleus.
UAAUCAGUGCAAUGGACUUUCCUCUCUGUCCUUCAUCAUACGCUGCUUCAGAGUUGGUUUACGGGUGGAGUGGCGUACUUGUAUCUUGGGUGAUGUGUGUGCAAUAUCGUGGUGCUAAAGGAUGUAGUAACUGUUCAUCCCCUAGGUGAUGAAAUGAGAUGAUGAACACUUCUACUCAGUAGCAGGCUUUUAGCAUGUGUUUACUUUACAUGCUACAAUCACUGUUCUCCCAUUAGGUAGUCAUCUAUUUCUUGUAUUAAUGCACAGUGGUGGACUUUUAAGAUGGGUAGGUGCCCAUUAAUCGAUUAUGGUUUGCUUAAAAUGCUAUGACCCAGCCUAAGGGCCUGUGUUUGUGUGAUACUUAAAGUGUGUGUUGAUGAACUCUGCCAGCAUAUUGUAUCAGCCAGUGUUUACACAGUAUGGAAAUAAUAAUUUCCUCAUAUUGUUCCGUCUGACACUUCUGUGUACACACACAGACUUUCAGAAAAUUAAUGGAGAAGGCAGUAGUAAAUGCCAAGAAUAUAUGUAUAAGGAUACGUGAAUAUAUACUUUCUGAAUGAAAAUUAUUUUAUCAGGAAUAUAUUUUUAAAUGUAAGCCUGAUAAAAAAUAUGUAAGUUGCAGUGCAUUUUAGACUGCCUUCUCUUUUGUCUUUUUACCUGGAAAAUGUCCAUGAAUACACGCAAAAUCUUUUAAGGACCUAAAGAGUCAAGUAAUGUUGAUCCUUUGAAGAGUUGUAUUGAAGUAGAUGCUUGUAGCCAAAAUGCUGUCUGAUGGCUUUCUGUUUUUUGUUGGUUUUGGGGUUUUUUGGGGGGUUUUUUUGGUUUUUUUUUUAAGUAGUGGAUCAAAAUCUUGGGCUUGGAGGGAAAUCCUGUGUCUUUUGUUUUUGUUUUUUUUUUUCCUUGUUGCAUAUUAUGUUAUGGAAAAUAAACACUUCUGGAAUACCUGAUUUGUUCAAGUUGUUUAUGAGGCAGUCUCUGGGUUUCAUUCCUUGGCUUUGCCCAAUGCCCUGUUCUUGCUGCAGCAGUAGCCACACUCACAUUUGGAUGUGUCACAUCUGCUGCUGAAAUAAUAAGUGAUUCCCUUUGGAGAUGAAGUGGGUUAGAAUUGAUUGGAACAGUCCUUGUCUUAUUAGGAAUAUGGCUUUGUUGUUUUGUGUAUCCGUGAUUUUGAAAGAGAAGGUUGAAGUUGGUUGGAGGCUGGCUCUACUAGAUAUUUGGCUACCUUAUGGUCUUGACUUCAGAGAACAGCUUGCAAAUCUCUUUAAGUGUUAGAGAAUAAGCCCCUCUAUUCAAACAGAAGUGAAUUCCCUUGAGAGUGAUUUGGGUUGGAGACUAACUUGUCUUCAGAAAGGUAAUUUUAAAAUUUGUGGUGAUCUUGUGGCUAGUUACUGCAGCCAGAGUGAGUCUGCAGUCACCCAUUUGGGUGGGUGUUUCAAAGAUGAAAACAUAGUGUGAGCCUCAGCAGCAAGAUCUGACACAAGAAAUUGCUGUUCUAGGCAGCUGGAGCUGCUCACAAACAAUAAUUAUGGAAAUGAAGGACAAAGGGACUCAAUUUCCCCUUGCUGUCCAGUAGGCGUGAAAGGAAAGCUGGAACAUGACCAAUGCUGUGCCCUCUGUGUCUCAGCUUCACUUCAGAUGCCCAGUUCAGCAGCAGGCAGUCAUGGUUCUUGGCGCAUCUGGUGGAAGAAAUUCAGUGUCAACACCCAAAAAGCAGCUGACGGAUAAACCUCUUCCUCAUCAUGAUCAAAAAGCCAAAAUAGUCAAAGGCUUUAUAGCUUUUGUAGCUUUUGUUUUAGUGUAGCUUUUGUUUUAGUGAGGCAUCUACCCGCUGGUGGGCGUGGCUGCCUGCCACACAGUUGAUGACUUCUCACUCCCUCUUGAGAGUGAUCUGCACCCUCACGGCAGAAGAUGUCCAAGUCAUGCUGCUGCCACUUCUGCUGUGAGUUUGUCCUGGGAGGUAAGACUGCUUUCCCAAAAAGAGGAAAUGUAAUGCUACAUUUGAUGAGUGAAGUCAGCAGUAAGAGCGCUCACUCAGGUGACCUCAUUUGACUAGGAAAGAAAGCAGAGUAGGAGAAAUAAGUCUUCAGUUCUUUUUUCCUUCUCCUCCUUUUUUUCUUUUUAAAAAUCUUAUUCCAUUGUCAUUUUUCCCUAGCCAGAUUUAUGAAACAAUGAGUUAGUGACAAAAUUCACAGCAGGCUAGAGGAUAUAUAUUUCCCUCUCCAAACAGAAUGUUUCAGAUUCAUAUAUUCAACACGUACAGAGGAGUAUUUUCUUUUUCUUCCUGCUUUUCUUUGCAAACCCUUCUGUUGUAGGAGGAAAGCUGUAUCUUUGUUCCUGGUCAAAAUGUCAUGUGGGUGUGAGUGGUUGUGCUGGGGCUGGAAGUUGUAUGUUGGGAACUGUUUGUUCAGUUUUGGGGUGGGCAGCACUCUGCAGCCUUGCAUGGCACCGUGGCUGUGUAUCUGCGGUGUCUGUGCAGAAGGUCCUACUAAGUGCCCACAACCGGGUGCAGUGCUUUGCUCUUGCAAUGCUUUGCUCUUGCACCUGCACUGCUCUCAGUCUCUGACCCAGCUGGGAGACAGGGUAGCAGUAUUUCAGCUCAGUACCAUAUAGUGUCCUCCUCACCUCCCUGUACUUACCUGAGAAUUGAUGACGUGUCAUGGAACCACAAAGGUUCGAGCCUUUGAGAAGACUUCUGCAUUAGACUUGAAUUUGUCAAUAAUCAUUUGUCAUCAUAAUCUCAGUAAGCCUUUCUGAUUGCUGUUUAUCAUAAGAGGUGAACUGUGCUUUCAGCUGCAUGCCUCAAAUUCCUGGGGCUGUGUGGUCCAAUGCCCCUGCCAGAGCUCAGUGAAGCUGUUCCCUGCUCAGUCAUUCUGUGCCCUGUAGUACUCCUGAGCUGUAAUUAAGCAUUUGGCCUUCUCUUUGGUAUGCUAUGUGUAGAGCCCACCAAGGUGCCAUUUCUUCCACGUUGCUGCUUUCUUAUGGCUACUCUGUAUGUUUUUCAGGGGGCUUUUUCAACAUCUUUCUUGAAAUGUGGGUUGUAUGAGUACCCAUGUUUAAGUAAUGGUAAUACGAAACUGAUUUACAGGAGCAGAAAGCAUGCAAGCUUAGCAGGGAAAUUCUACUUGUUUAUACAGGCAGGAUAUGUAUUUAUCUUUUGGUUACAAUGUCAAAAUAGUCUGUUUAUGCUUCAUUUUGUGUUCGCUUUAGGAUUUAAAAGUUUUUUGUUAGUAGUAUUUCUAAAAAGGAAAUUUUCUUACUGUAUUUUCAUCCAUUAGUGACUGAUUUUGGGAUCUUCUCAUAGUGUUUCUGAAGAUAACUGAGGGCCAUUUCCUCAGAAUCUAAGAUACUGCAGGCAAGGAUUGGUUCCAGUGCACCAGAUAGAGGAAAUCACAGCUUUGUUUUAGAGAAGUUCACAGUGAGAGCUAUUGCUUUCUUGAACUCAGCCUUAUCUUAAGAAAAGUAUUCACUGACUCAUUUUUUUCAAGUAAAUUUAACCUUUUCUAGCAGCACUCUCUCUAUCUGCUGUUACUCCAGUCUAUUUUUUUUCUGCUUUCGGCCCCACAUGCCAUCUGUCUUAUUUUGCAGUUUGUUUUCUUUUUAAGUAUUCUAAGGUAAUGCAGUGGAUAAAAGAAGUAUAAAUAUUCACAAAGCAUCACUGCCAUUUUGAUUAGAGGGGAAGAGGUGUGGAUGGCUUUCUGCCAGAUCAGGUGAUGCUGUGAUUGCAGAAAAUCCUUGGGUCUGCCAAGGAUUGUUACUUUGGAGGAGAUGCUGUGUGGAAUAACUUGAUGUUGUGGCUUGGCACUGCUUCUGUGCUGUGUCAGUGGGCUUUUGCUGUAGUUAACUGUCUCAUGGUUAAGUAGUGCCCCAGUCUGGUGGCAAGGGCUUUAUUUUACUCUCAACUUAAGAAGUGUCAUUUUUAGAACACAUUUUAAGCAGCUGUAGUGAUGCCAAAGACAUGGGUACUUGUGAUAAAGCUGGGUUUAAUCUGUGUGCAGAUUUUUGGUAGCUGCAGCAAACUCAGCAAAACUUUGAAGGCCAUAGAGUAUCUUGAGUUCUUUCCUCAUGCUUUCUCACGAAGGUUCAGAUAAUUCAGGGAAGCAUUGAAGUGUAUAAUAACUUUACACAUGACGAUUUUUUGCAUGAUAUUUAGAAUUUAUAUUAAAAAUAAAUUCUUCUCUUAUAUAAGCAGUGUUUGACAUUUUGUACUCCCUUUUUCCAUCCUGGUUGCUGAUCAGGCCUUUUGUAGUGAAGCUGCUGAAGACUCCUAAAGGUAGGGGCUGUGGUAAUCCAGGACAUAAAAUCUGGUCUGUACCUUCUGUCCCAACUCCAAAAGCUUCUGAAAUGCAGGUAUUGUGUGGUAGCUGUGUUGUGUAAGCGGUGAUAUAUCUUGGUGACAAUAGGUGAAGAAGCAAGGAGAUGAGAUUUUUACUUUGUUGCAGAACAGUGUGCUGAAAUGUGGCCAGGUAUUUGGUGACAGAUUGACUUUGCCUGCUGUGAGCCAGUCACUUGUGCAGAUCUGGCCCAAAUAAUUAACAGCUGAUGAACAUGAAAGUCCUUUUGCCACCCAAAUAUAUGGGGUCAAGUCACAAGCAGCCUGGGGUCAUCAUCAGGAACCACAAAGGAAUGACAGGAGUGGCUUUCUGCCAGUGCCAUGAGUUGUUCUCCAGUCCUCGUGGUUAAGAAUCCACUGAGGAAAUUUCAUUUGAUUUACAGGAAGUUUGGUUUUUGGUUUUGUUCUGUGGUUUUGGGAUUUUUUAGUGUAUGGUGCUGGGCAGUGUUGAUUAGGUGUGCCUUUUACUUAGAGUAUAGAGGGUAGUAUCACAUCAGUGUGCAGAGGCUAGGCAAGAACUUCCUGUGACAUCUGCAUUUGUGUCCUGCUACAGUCAUACUUACAGGAUGGAAAGGAAAAUCUCCUUUGUUGGGCUUGUGCUGAUGUGAUUGCUCACAUCACACCCCAUCAAAUGUCCAUUUGUUUCCUUCUAUCUGGAAUUCUAAAUUCCUGAAAAAGGGUCUCUGCUGCUGACUGAUCCCUCAGUGGACAAUUUUUUAAGUGGGUUGUUUGUUUUGAAAACUGGAUUCUGUUUGUAGUGCAUAAUUUCUGUUAGUACAAGUAACACACUAGUUGUCAUGAAAGGAGAUUAAGAAGAUGAAGGUUAGUUUUCUUUUCUCCUGCACUGUUGAUACUCUGCACCUGACCUUAUUGUGUGAGAAGGAAGUUUCAGUGUUUUGUCAACAAGUUGUGUCCUUUUCUAAGCCCUGCUGUGGUGGUUCCCAGUCCCAGGCUGAGCCUGGCAAAUAAUAGGUUGAUUUUAGAGGUAGGGGACUGGAGACAGAUUUUGAAACCAAAAUGGUACAGCAAAACCAAGAAAUAAUGAAUCUUCUACAGGGAGGUUGGAAAGAGCGGGGAACGUGAACCCUAGGCAUGAACCAGACCUUACACGCUGCCAUGUGUUGGAGGAUUCUCCUGGCCUCUGUGGGUGCUGAGCUGUGGGAUAACACUGCAUCCAGGAGAGCAGUUCCUAGCCCUUCUGCUCAGCUAUGACCACAAUUCAAGUUAAGUUUAUGAGAUGAGCAAGGCAGGUGCACUCGUUUCUUUGUUUUCCUGCAGGGAAGCAGAUGUAGACUCAGACCUGGCAGAGCAGAGUGAUGCUGCUCCUUGCAGGAUGGCACCUUGCUCCAUUAGGAAUGAGCCAUGAUUGAAGGAGGCUGUGAGUAGUGGUUGCAGAGGCAAGCAGAAAGCCUAGGAGGUUUGCAAAAGGAAAGGUGGUGCAGCUGAAGGAGCCACUUGUAGCACCAAAUCUGAUUUUUAAGGUGCUUCUGAGGAGACAUAUAUUUCUUUUUACUUGGUAACUGUUACACGUUCAUUUUGUUGUGGACCAGUGUAGAGUUUGGGAUGUAAAGGCUUCAAGUUAUAAAAUGCAUUUCUUGGGAAGAACUGUCAUCCCUUAAUAAAUGGUAACAGUCCUUCAAAAGCCUCUCCUCUGAUUAUGUUUGGGGUUUUUUUGUUGUUGUUUUGUUGGUUUGUUUGUGGUUUUUAUUUUCUUUUUUGUUUGUUUGCUUUUUAGUGUUUUUUAUUUUCUUUUUCGUUUGUUUGCUUUGGUUUGGUUGUGGGUUUUUUUCAUCUAGAAGCUUUGUAAAGAAGCAGACUUCUGUGGCUGUCACUGGAAUCAGGACUUCACUGAGUACAGUUUUCAAAUCUUAACUGCUUUGCUGUCAGCAUUAUAUUGCAAUUAAAAUAAAAAAAUGUUCUACAGUACUGUGUUUUACAUCUGUUGUUUAAGUUUUGAUUUCUUCUUCAUGCCAUGUACUGGUUGUUUGUGAAUUCUGUGAUGCAAGACCCUGUGAAUGAUGUUCUCACUGAAAGGCUCUAGGAUGACAGACCCCCAUGUUAUAAAUCGAAUUUAUUUCAUCUGGCCUUGAAACAUAUCUGUCUUCCUGCUUAUUUUCACUUAUUUUUUGCCCCUUCUGUUUACUUCCCUGAGUCCAGCAUGCAGUUAUCUUAGAAAAGUAAUUUUGACCUGUGGAAGCUAGACCUGUUCAUGAGGUUAGCCUGGCCAUGUGUUUGGGAUUAGAUGGAUGAGUUUUAAUCCUAUGUCCUGUCACAAUUAUUGGCAAGAACAUGUUUUAUGGUUUAUGGUUAAACUUGAUGAACUUAAAGGUCUUUUUUAACCUAAAUGGUUCUUGAUUCUAUGAAUCUAGCUCUGAGGUAAUACCCUUUUCACAGGUAAUGUGUCAGUCCUUAUUAACUACAAAUCACUAAUGCACCCUGGUGGGGUAGGUGCAAACUGCUUUUUGUAUUAUUUUUGAAGUGUAGGUCUCUACCCAGUUUUAACAGAUUUUCAAAGACGAAUUUUAGCGCUAAAAAUGGAAGGACUGCGGCCCCUCAAAAAUAGGUGCUUUAACAUGGAAAAAAGUAAGGCCAAAUCCAAAACUUGUUAAUGCAUUAACUAAUUUGGUUGGCUUCAACUUAAGAAGGGGCAAGCAAUUACAUUGAUGUAGCUGUAAACAAGAGAACACAAAGUUUUAUUUGAAACGUGAGCAGCUAUGUCAGGUAUAACCUGCGGUGAACAGAAAUUUGGCAGCUUUCAUCUUUGAGGGCCCUAUGUUUGCUUAGGUGUCACAAACAUAAUCUGUGUGAACAGUCCCUCUGAAUGCACUUGGUACGGGAGUGGAGAGCUCAUAGUCUCUGUUGUGGCAGUUGGCUGAUGUGGCUGAGAUGGAUGGCUUUCCUGAAAAUGCAACACUGGAGGAAUUGAAGCUAUUUGUCAUUUUUCUGACUUUAUGGUGUUUGGUUCCCCCCCACUCUCCAGCAAAAGGAAAUAUCUAGCUUCAGAAUGCUGAGUUACUUUGUUGAUACUGUCAGCAUAAGAAGUUUGAAUUUUAGUUUCAAAAUCAGUCUGUUUUGUUCAACAAGAGAACUUUGGUUCUGUAAUAAUGUUUAAAACUUGAGUAAUCUGAAAGUAAAAUGUAUACUGCUACUGCUUCGCCAGAAAACUUCUACACAGCUGUUUUUAUGCAACAGUACUCAAGGUUAAUUCAGGUGCAUUUUUAAUUUUUUUGUUGUUUAGUUACCAUCUGAACCAUCUCACUGAUUGAACGCAUGCAGAGUUGAGCAAGUAAAAGCCAAAUUAGAUAUGCUGAAGGAAGGACAUCAUAUGACAGUUUUGCAUGUAUCAUAACAUUGUUCUAUCUUCUCUGUGUUCAUAGACAUAGGUAACUUUGCUUACCUGAAUAAUUUUAGAGUUAGCUGUGCACACAUUGUAUAGAACACAGGAAAAUAUAAAGAACUUUUCUGUUUCUGCUUCUGAAGAAGAAAGCAGCUCUUCAAAGAGUCGCUCCCUAAUUACUAGGUAAAUUAGUGAUGUGCUCUGGUGUAUAGCAAGGGGAAUUCCGUUUGAGAGGGGAGUAUUUGCACUGCAUAUAGUGCAGGGUGACUCGGUACAAGGUCAGCAACUGUGUGUAGUGUUUACAGCACUCUGGAGGUGGAGGAAGGAAAAAAAGGACACUCUGCCUGGCUAUGAGGUACUGACGGGAAAAAGAGCAUCACGCUUGGCUGCUCACCUUGCCCAUUUCACUGUAAAUAAUGGAGACCAAGGAAGAGAAGAAGGAGCGGCGACAAGGCUAUUUUGCUCGUUUGAAAAAGAAAAGGCAAGUCAAACAAACCACUGAGAGUGUCUCUGCCAAUUCCCCUGGAUCUCCUGUUUCCAAAACACCUUCUGAGAAAGAUGAUGAAAGUAAAGUUAUUUUGGAGCAAAUCAGUUCCUCUGAAGACAACUGUAAAUUUCCUGGGGAAAAGGAAACUGCUCCAGACAAGGAAAAGAAAAAGAAAAAGUACAAUCAACUGAAAGACAUCAGACGCACAGAACUUAAAAGAUACUACAGUACCGAUGACAAUCAAAACAAAAGCAAUGAAAAAAAAGAGAAGAAGAUGGUUUCUCAGAAGCCCCAUGGUACCAUAGAAUAUACAGCUGGAAAUCAGGACACCAUAAACAGCAUAGCAUUAAAGUUCAAUGUCACCCCAAACAAGCUUGUGGAGCUCAAUAAGCUUUUCACACAGACAAUUGUGCCAGGCCAGAUUCUGUUUGUGCCAGAUACAAGUGCUGGGAGGCUGUCUUCUAGUCCUGGUGCUCCUGUUUCUCCUUCAUCAUCAGAUGCUGAAUAUGAUAAACUCCCUGAUGCUGAUUUGGCAAGAAAGGCUUUCAAACCAGUGGAGAGAGUCCUGUCCUCUACUUCAGAAGAGGAUGAGCCUGUGGUUGUCAAAUUUUUAAAAAUGAAUUGUCGUUACUUCACAGAUGGUAAGGGCGUCGUUGGAGGAGUCAUGAUAGUAACUCCAAACAAUAUCAUGUUUGACCCACAUAAGUCUGAUCCUCUGGUGAUUGAGAAUGGCUGUGAAGAGUAUGGGCUCAUCUGCCCCAUGGAGGAGGUUGUCUCUAUAGCUCUCUACAAUGACAUCUCUCACAUGAAGAUUAAAGAUGCAUUGCCAUCUGACAUACCAAAGGAUCUUUGUCCUCUGUACAGGCCAGGAGAAUGGGAAGACCUGUCCUCUGAGAAAGAUAUCAAUCCUUUCAGCAAAUUCAAAUCCCUUAGCAAGGAAAAGAGGCAGCAGAAUGGGGAUACUUCUGUUGCUCUGGGUGCCAAACAGAUAAAGCCUUCAGAUAAGGAAAAGUCUGCUGAUUUUGAAGUUCUUCAGUCAUCGGAGAGUACGGGCUCAAUCAAAUCAAAGUCUCUGGAGUUUCCCAACAACAUCACUGCCACUGAACAUUUGGAAAAGUUUGAUGCAGAUACAUGUACCAAGGACCCUUCCAGGGGAAAAAAUGCUUCAGAUACCAAAACCAAAGAAAAAUCCCUUCUAGUAGAAGGAGAGGAUGACUUCACUGAGCUGGAAAAGACAUCAUCUCGUAUGGAUACAGGGCUGGACAGGAAAAUCUCAGUAAUGGAAGGCUUGCUGGCUGACCCCAGGGACUUGGGGAGAACUAAGCAGCAGGUAACCAAACCUACUACAGAAGUCCAGGAGCACUUGACAGUUGAUUCCUUGGAAAAAAAGGACAGUGUUGAACCUAAAGCUGACUUAGACUUAGAGCUGUGUGAAAAGCAAGAUGUUAUUCCAGAAGUAAACAAAUGUGUCAGUACCCCGACAGGUAAGGUGGAGACUGAAUUGGACACUAAGAAAGAGCUAGAGAAAGAUAAACUUAUUGAAUUUUACCUCAAUAAAGAUGGAAAUGGGUCUCAGUCAUCUGAAGACUUACACAAGGCUGAAAUCCAGAAAGGUGAAAACAAUAAAGCAAUUGGCAUAGACCUUACACUUAGCUGUUCAAAGUCCCAAGCUAAUGAAGUCCAUACAGUUAAAAGUAUGGAGCUUGAUUCCUGCUGUGUUGAAAGGAAAGCACCUUCAUUAGAAAUCAGCUCAGCAGCAGCAGAGGAAAAGGAUCUGAAAGAGUCUGUGGACUCUUCAUUAGUACCAGCCGUAGACAAGACCUGUCAAGAAACACAGUUAGACAAUCAAUCAGAAAUCAGACUGUGGCUGCUGCAGAAAAUUCAAGUGCCAAUUGAAGAUAUGCUUCCUUCAAAAGAGGAGAAGAGCAAGACUCCUCCAAUGUUUCUGUGCAUUAAAGUAGGCAAGCCCAUGAGAAAGUCCUUUGUGUCUCAGAGCACAACCAUGUCUCAACAGUACAGUAAAAAGAUAAAGCAGCCAGAGUACUGGUUUGCUGUUCCUCGCGAAAGGGUGGAUCACUUGUACACAUUUUUUGUUCAGUGGUCACCAGAAAUAUAUGGGAAAGAUGCCAAAGAGCAAGGUUUUGUUGUGGUAGAAAAGGAGGAGCUUGACAUGAUUGACAACUUCUUUAGUGAGCCCACUACUAAAAGCUGGGAGAUCAUUACUGUAGAAGAAGCUAAACGACGAAAGAGCGUCUGCAGUUACUAUGAAGAAGAAGAAGAUGACGAUACUUUGCCUAUCCUAAAGCAUCACAGCGCUCUUCUGGAGAACAUGCACAUAGAGCAGCUUGCCCGGCGCUUGCCCGCGCGGGUGCAGGGCUACCCGUGGCGCCUGGCAUACAGCACGCUGGAACACGGGACCAGCCUGAAGACUCUGUACCGCAAAUCAGCUUCUCUUGACAGUCCAGUUCUCCUUGUCAUCAAGGAUAUGGACAACCAGAUAUUUGGAGCGUAUGCUACUCAUCCCUUCAGGUUUAGUGACCAUUACUAUGGCACUGGUGAAACAUUCCUCUACACUUUCAGUCCACAUUUCAAGGUAUUUAAAUGGAGUGGAGAAAACACCUACUUCAUCAACGGAGACACUACCUCUCUGGAGCUUGGAGGUGGAGGUGGCCGGUUUGGUUUAUGGUUAGAUGCAGAUUUGUAUCACGGGCGAAGCAACUCCUGCAGCACCUUCAAUAAUGACAUCUUAACUAAGCAAGAAGAUUUCAUAAUACAAGAUGUAGAAGUAUGGACAUUUGAGUGAAACACUGACUGCCUUAAGGACUGGAUCCAUUAGGCACUUAAAAGCUAUCCAGAAGGUGCAGGCUGCCUCACAAUGUUACACGCUUUUUCCUCAAGUUUCUACCAGAGCAUGACUACGCAAAAAAUCCAACCGAACAACCCAAGAAUAAAAGAAUUGGUUUUGAGAGGCAGUAAGAGACAGAACAGUGAGGGAUCACUCUGAAGUUUUUUACUUCCUCUUCAGCACUCUUCCAUUGAAGAUACAAUGCUUAUGAAAAUGUUCAUGAUGUAUAAGUUGAAAACUUCUUAUGUAACUGUGAAAAAGAUCCUGUGGAAGAACUAUAACUGUCUAGUACAUUCCAUGUGUAUUUAUGUUCAACAUGCAAAUGCUGACCAAAAAUAAAAGGUUACUUUACCAAAAUCUACAGCAUACUGUUUGCCAUGGAAAAGAAUCAGAAAUAGGUGUACACAGCACUUAAGGGAACAUGUUUUUUAAAAUUAUUUAUUGUUGCUGUAUAGUAGAUUUUUUUUUGUAAAUGUAUUAGCUAUGAGUUUUUUUGUUUAAUGUUUCAAAUCUCAUUUUGAUAAUUACUGUUGAGGUGGGUUUCUUAUGCAUUGGCAUUUAUUCUGAAUCAAUUUAUUUGAUUUCUGAAGUUAAUUUUUAUAUUUUUAUUUUGUAAAUGAGAUUAGGUUUUCAUUAUACCCUAAUUAGAGGGUUUGUUUUCCUGGCAGAAAUACUUGAGUGCAUAAUUCUGUUUCAUUUUCUUUUCCUGAAAUGAGGGAGAAGGUGGAUAGUGUUUCUUCCUAACUCUGCCGUCACAUUCCCGUUAAUAGAUAACUAUUUUGGCAGUGUAUGGAGACACUGGGCAACUGCCCCCUGGUGUAGACUUUAUCAGUUCAGUUGCAGUCCACAGAACUGGGAUAGCAUGCUCUGAGCACCUGCCUCAGCAUUAUUUGACUGAUUAUGAAGGAGAUUUCUAAGAGAACUGUUUCUGUAUCACGACAAAAUGGUUCAAAUGAAGUCACCCACUGUGCUUUUAUGAACAUUUCUCUACAAAUUGAAGAAUUUGUUAAGGAGAAAAUACAAUUGAGAUUUAGAGAAGAAAGUUCUUUUCCUAACAGGCCAGGUCACGUUAGUGUAAAACUUGUUUUUCUAAUAAUUACACAUAUAAUUUCUUUUAAAAGAAUACUUCAAGCAGCAGUCUGGUUUAGGAUUUGACAGUCAACUAAAUAUUCUUGUUUGUUUUUAAUGAAAUUAUCAGAUAUUCCCCCCCCCCCCCGCAAAAGCUGAAAUGACUAUAUAUUCCAAAAAUUGCAAAAUUUAUUUUAUUAAUAAAAUAUAUUACAAAAUUAUAAAACAUUUGGUAAAUAGGGAGAGUGUGAGAGAGGACUGGCAAUCUUCACUGUUUGCUAAGGAAUUCUGCAUUGCC